GCAGCGAAACAGUAACUAGUCUGAACGAAGGACGUUUUCUUUAACAGCCUCUUAUUUCUGGAUAUGCCCGGACGCUGUUCUCCAGCAUGAGCAGGAAGGGGUCUUGUGUGGGGAUGAUGAGCGCUGCAGCCGGAGUAGAUCGCAGCAGGGUCGGGGAGAGGCUGCAGGCUGCUCUGGCCGGGCUGCAGGAGCUGCAUCUCCUGAAGGACAGGCAGAGCGACAUGGUGAGCUGGGCGCUGAGGAUGGACCGAGAGGAGCCGGUCACUGCUGUGCAUGCAGGCCCGGAGAGUCCCAUGAUGAUGGGGGCUGAGGAACAGCGGCUUGAGGCGACCCUAACAACCCUGAAGCAACAGCUGUCUCGUCUUCGGAAACAGGAUGUAGGCCUUAAGUCUCACUUGCACCAGCUGGAUCAACAGAUCAGUGAGCUGAAGCUGGAUGUGAGCAAGGCCUCCACAGAGCAGCUGGAGAGUGACAGCAGGCCAAGUUCAGGUUUCUAUGAGCUCAGCGAUGGUGGCUCUUGCUCGUUGUCCAACUCCUGCACCUCUGUGUACAGCGAGUGUCUGUCAUCCUCUCAGACAAGCCUUCUCCUCCUUCCCAUGAGCCCUGCUAAUUCAUACAUCAGCCCGCCAUCGCAAGUAGACGUAUGCCGCCGGCGUUCUGCUGAUGAGAGCACUACCCAGCCCAACCCUCCGCGGGCCACAGGCCUCCAUCUGGGCAGCAGCAGGAUCCGAGCAAGCACCGAAAAGGCUCGACCAAGGCCUGUGUCAACAGGUGAUCUUGAGAGGAUGAUGGCUCAAGGACUGAGCUACUACAAAUCUGUGGAUGCAAAGAAACCCUCAGUGUGCUCAAACCUGAAGACCUCUACAGUGGACCCCAAGUUCCAUAGCAACUUGGUGUCCCGCAGUGGGAUGGAAGUGUACCACUACCCUAGCCCCCUGCAUGCUGUGGCUCUCCAGAGCCCAAUCUUUUCCCAUGGGGCCGAGCCAGCCACAGCUGGACCUCUAGAGGGCCAAGCAGCCCCUGUGAACAGUUCUGACACCCACCAGAGGGCACAAAUGACUUAUGAGACCAAAACCCUGGGUUAUAUUGACAAGCUUCUCCUGCGUAGCUUGAGCAAAAUCCAGAGUGAGUCAGAGACUCUGCAGACACACAGUGACUAUCACAGGAGGCCCACUGAAGUUUUAACUGCAUUUCCUGAAGUGUCUCAGAAAGAGGUGUCUGUGCUGCAGCCUCCGCCAGCCCAGACCACAAAAAUCUCCCCACGAGAUAUCCACCAGAAGAGACACUGCAUCACAUUCUCCAUCCAAGAGCCAGCUGAUAACGCACGCCACAAUCAGUCAGUGAGAGCCCCGGAGGUUUCAUACCGAUACUCCCAUCCUGCUGCCAGUAGGGAGUACAGCUCUGAUGAGAUCACCACUUUAUCCCUGAGGAAGAAUGGUAAACCCCAAGGAGAAUAUACUAGUGUAGCAAGAAGUAAUUCAGGGAAUAGAUGUGGGGAUUAUCCGGAGUCAAUGACACAAGAGAGGAAGGGCUACAGGCAAAGAUCAGCGAUGGCCCACAGCUCCAGCACAGAGGAGAGUCAAGGCUUUGAGGUUCACGCAGGUCACAGAGCUUCCCCUGAGUUUGUCCAUGCCAAAUUUGUUCCUGCCGGAUCUCAGAGGGUCAAGGUGACACAGGGAGACCGUAAAACCAAAGCUGUGAAACUGAGAAGAAAAAGCAGCGAGAAGCCUCGAGCAAUGAGGCAGCAACAUGGUUACUCCUCUGGCGAAAGGACCCGAGAGGCCAAUGGUGUAACCAAGGGAGAAACAAGAAGAUCAGGAAAAGGAAAAGUGACCCAGAAAUGUACGGUCACUCACUCAGAGGAGCGCAGACAGGGCUCAGGCUCAGACUCCAGCCACUGUAGCCCGGGACUCAUGUACACCCACAAGGUCCACCCAAAGCCACAUCCCAUCGCUGCUGUUACAAAGUCCAGCAAAAGUCGCAGACUACAGUGCCUGGAGUAUGAGCAGCCUACAGAGCAAAGGAAGAGGAGGCAGGGGGCUGCCAAAUGGCCAUCUGAUGUGGAGAUGCUCCAGGCCUCGUAUGCUCAGCGUCUGAGAUCAAAAGAGCCCCAUGCUCAGGCACCAGGGAGCAUGCAGAUGGUCCACAGUAUGAGUGCCAGGUCAGGCCAGUGGAUAGGACCCCCUCUCACCUUCAAAUCCUCCAUUUCCUCUAACUCUUUCCUCCACAAUCUUAAUGCUAGAUACCCUCCAGCAGCCUUGGUCAUGUCCUGCCACUACCCACCCAGAUGUGAGUCUGAGUAUUCGGCCGAAUGCGCCUCACUGUUUCACUCCACCAUUGCUGAAAGCAGCGAGGGGGAGUUGAGCGAUAACACCACUAACCGCUUUGGCGAUAGCGAGUCGAGCCAUAGCUUCAAGUCCUUCUCGGACUCUGACAGCAGUCUGUCCCUGGACGAGGAGGACCAGGUGGAAAGCCAGGAGGAGAGAGGUCUGGUGUGGGCUGAGGCUGCUCUGGGGCCCACCGCAGCUGGACAGCCCCUCCAGCAGCUCCCACGCCCCGAGCCAUCAGCCUGCCGCAUCAAAGCUUCCCGAGCCCUGAAGAAGAAGAUUCGUCGGUUCCAGCCAGCCUCCAUGAAGGUCAUGACCCUGGUGUAGCUAAGAUCCCCUAGGCAGGGUGAGAACUGUUGGGAAAGCGCAGAGAGAAUGUGGAAAAUGCUUUCUAAACUGUUUGGAAACUGGUCUUUGAGCUCAACACCCUUAAUCAUCAUCAAGAAGCAGCAAUAAAACUGAAAUGCAUCCGUGCACUGAUUGUUGUGUUAAAACAAAAACAAAAUUCAAUGGAUGAAACUUAAACUGUACAAAACGGUGCAUGGUAUAUGUAUAACACAAUUAUUACACUUAAUUUGUAAAUAUGUAUCUUGUAAUUAAAGUUUCCUAUAGCAUGUGGCUGCAUUUGACAAUUCCAUGGACAUUCAUGUCAUAUAAUUGUAUGUACCUGAGAAAUAAAACCAAUCUUUUUACAUUUCUUAUUUGAAAUAAUUGUUUAUUUUCUGUUAAUUUCUUAAUUUCUUCUCAGUGGUUAUA
Molecule: messenger RNA, 3083 nt
Organism: Cottoperca gobio
Lineage: Eukaryota; Metazoa; Chordata; Actinopteri; Perciformes; Bovichtidae
Gene: dact2
Product: dishevelled-binding antagonist of beta-catenin 2
Biological process (GO): negative regulation of nodal signaling pathway
Cellular component (GO): cytoplasm
Source: RefSeq, a predicted model, not a curated record